Messenger RNA from Syngnathus acus (greater pipefish), 1567 nucleotides. It is a transcript of the gene grxcr1a, whose product is annotated as glutaredoxin and cysteine rich domain containing 1 a. The coding region runs from base 297 to 1163 and encodes 288 amino acids. Gene Ontology annotation, biological process: sensory perception of sound. The record is from RefSeq and is a predicted model, not a curated record. The transcript is spliced from 4 exons. NCBI's taxonomy places the organism in Eukaryota, Metazoa, Chordata, Actinopteri, Syngnathiformes, Syngnathidae.
CCCAUUAAAAGUCGUGUGCCAAAGCUUGGGUAAAAACUUUGUAAAGCCAGAUGCAUAAUGCACACACCGCGAUCACCUUACCUCAGCGACCGGGUUGCCGUGGCAACAACACAUGCAUAAUUGAAUGGCAGCUGAGUGCGACUAGAAGGCGGCUUAGGCCGGCGGCCCUUUUUUAGAUCGGAUUAAUCGGCGCUGGUAAAUCCAUGGCAAACUCAACUGGAAGCGAGAAGGAAGGAGCCGCCUUGCCAAAUUGUGCACCGUGAUGUAAAGUGGAGCGAGCAUAGGGUUGCUCAAAAAUGGACGGGACGGCGGCGGAGGGUCAGGCCAAGACCCAGAAGCGGGUGAGGUUCCGGGUGGCUUCGGGGAGCAGCGGUCGGGUGCUGAAAGAGAUAUACAAAGACGAGGGGCCCUGCGACUCGCUCGACUCGGACUGCACCAGCAGCUCGGUGGCCAGUGGGGAUGGACCGCCUUACGGAGGAGGGUACCUGGGGUCUGAGCUGGAUGACAGCGAGAGCGAACCUGACGAGCUGCUGGUGUACGCCGCUGGGGCCGCCAAGGACCAGAGGUUCACCCCCAAAAGGGUCAACAUCCUCAGCAAGAACGGCACUGUGAGGGGGGUCAAGCACAAAGUGAGCGCGGGUCAGACGCUCUUUGAAAACCUUCCCCAUUGCAACAGUGUGGAGUUAUUGCUGGAAUUUGGUCGGAUUGUGAUCUACACCACCAGUUUUCGUGUGGUGAGAACCACUUUUGAACGCUGUGAGCUGGUGCGCAAGAUCUUCCAGAACCACAGGCUCAAGUUUGUGGAGAGGAACAUUGCUCUGGACAGUGACUACGGCAAGAAGCUUGAAGAGCGCUGCAAGCGGGUGGGAGAGCUUCCGUCGCUACCCGUCGUCUUUGUGGACGGACACUACCUCGGGGGUGCUGAGAAGAUACUAAGCAUGAAUGAAUCAGGAGAACUGCAAGAUCUUCUGACAAAAAUUGAGAGGGUGCAGCACCCCGAGACGUGCCAGAGUUGCGGGGGCUUUGCUUUUGUCCCGUGCCCAACGUGCCAUGGCAGCAAGAUGUCUGUGUUCCGUAACUGCUUCACGGACUCCUUCAAAGCCCUCAAGUGCACUUCCUGUAACGAGAAUGGACUGCGGCCUUGCGGGAGCUGCAGCCAGUGAGAGAAUCAACAUGUGAAGUGCCUGAACACAUCUCUUCUCUUCUGAGGACCCCCACCCCAAACAUGACUCUCCUACUCUAUUGCCAUUGUGAACAUAUUUUUGUAAUGUAACAUGUACUGUAUGUUUUGUGCAUUUGGUCAACAUGCAAUUUACAUUAAAGAAACAAGAAAACGCCAUUAUUCAUUUAUUGUAGAAUUCACAGCAUAUUAACAAAGCGAGUAAAUGGAAUCACAGCAUAGCAGCCCCCCACAUACCAUACCAAAAAUCCGUGAGUAGAGAUGACAUUGACGCAAUUUGGUUGGAUGCAGAGUAACAUGUUUUGAGGCUUGCUUUUAAGGAUUUACACAAAAAGCAAAACUGUUUCUCAGCAUCAAACCAAUGUUUUGGGGGCUUUUUUUACACGC